Molecule: messenger RNA, 369 nt
Organism: Trichomonas vaginalis G3
Lineage: Eukaryota; Parabasalia; Trichomonadida; Trichomonadidae
Exons: 1
Coding region: 1-369 (122 amino acids)
Source: RefSeq, a predicted model, not a curated record
AUGAAUUCAAGAAUAUUUCCAUCAGUAGUCAUCCUGUACGUAGUGGAUUUGAAAAAUACAUUGAAACUUAAUAGCGAAACAUUCGAAGAUACGGCCAAAACUAUUAUUGAGUUGAUUAAAACUUCUCAAGUUUCGUAUGGCUACGUUUCGUUUAUAAUUAAUAACCAAUCCAGAAUUAAUCAAAAGAAUAUCAAAAUUCUCGCAGAUCUCGCUUAUAUGUUGAUAAAUAAGGAACAUAUCAAUUACAUUUACAACGGUAAAUGUAAGAGAUUAAAUACUUUGCUUCAUUAUUAUGGCGUUAAAAUUCCAAGACCAGAUAUUUAUCUCAACAAAAGUUUCACAAAGGAAGAAUUGAUCGACGGAGAAUAA